Messenger RNA from Xyrichtys novacula (pearly razorfish), 6434 nucleotides. Lineage: Eukaryota; Metazoa; Chordata; Actinopteri; Labriformes; Labridae. The record is from the annotation of a GenBank genome assembly.
AUUUCUCCAUGUACUGUGCGCCAUUUUGGAAGGAAAAAAAAAAUCACGGAUAAUUUCCGUGGUCUUGACAGAUCUGGACCCGAGUCUUCACAUUGAUUGUGGAUGCUAUCUAUUUCCCCGAGCAAGCCGCAUUGGUUGAUAAGCUAUUGGAAGCUGUUGUACGGCUGGAGCUGCUACAUGAAGCAAUGGCGGGUGAGCGACUUUUUAAAGGGAGGGAAAGGACCCACCUCACUGAGUGUGUGUGACGGCCUGUUAGCGCUGGACAGGGCUAAGGGGGCUGGGUGUCAUUUUAUCGCUUAUUAAAGGAAUAAAGAAACUAACGCUGUGUUUUUGUCUGCAGGAGUUGCAGGAGGAAAUGAUUUCCAGUGGUGUUUCUCUCAAGUGAAAGGAGCGAUAGAUGAAGAUGUUGCGGAAGGUAUGUGGCUAACCUUAGCUUGACGGCUAGGCUACAGCUAGAUGUUCUGAUGCUGAUGCUCUGGAGGCUUUGCAGGAGCUGCACGGUAGCGAGAUGAUUUGACAGGUCUUAAUGUAAGGCAGCUGCUGGAGUUGGUUUAGGACUAUUUGCGGGUAUUCUCGCUUCUUUGUUUUAAUAAAAUGAGUGUUUGUUGCUAGCUAGCUGUGUGCUAAGUGGCGGCUAUGCUAUUAAAGGGGAGCGACCGUGUCCAUGACGUCAAUGUGCUGCGUCCAUAAAUUGUCAAGUGACAUCAUGCUUGUUUUCAUUCAUUCAUAAAGUAGGGGAGAGUGGGGUAAGUUGAGACAAGGGGGUAAGUUGAGCCACCCCCUGUAGCUUGGAAAUGGUCAAAGAAAUUGAUCAUGUGACCAAAUAUUUAGGAGAUGGGCAUCAAUUCAUGGAUUCUGUGAAGGUUAGGAGCACGUAGGUGAAGAGGUUAGACAUUUAUGUACAAAAAAUAAAACAUGUUUCAUCCUUGAAAGUGAAUUUAGUCUGUCAUAAGUUUUAUAAGAACUGUGUUCAGACCAGAAAAGAUCAUUUUAAAUUUGGUUAUUACAUCGUUUGUGGUAUCUAUGAGCUUCAUCAUGAGGUGAACAACCUGACAUAAAAGUCCUCCAUUUUAGCUUAGAGGACUAAUAAAGUCAUAAUAGUAGUUCUGGGGUAAGUUGAGCCAUUUGGUCAGGGGUAAGUUGAGCCAGUGGGUAAACUUGGAAAGUAAAGGAGUAGUAGUAGUCGUUUAUUCAGUCAUGACAACAAUAUUGACAUUCACACAAAAUCACUAAACCAAGAAUCAUGUGUUGAAUAUUGAAUGAAAAGGCAUAAGCAGAAGCAGACUGCUUAUAAAAGCCUAUCCUGCCUAGUCUGAUGAGAGGAUCAGCGUUUCAGUUCAGAUUGUUGAAAUGUGUUACUUUUUCUUUUCAGAAAUACAGCUGUGAAUGUUCUGAAUCACUUAAAGACAUUCUCAUGUUAAAAUGGCUUUGUAUAAAACAGCUUUUUAGCAGGUAUAUGCAAUAAUAAUAAAAAGAAAUAUUGUACCAGUUGAAUAGUUAUGGAGAGUGGGGGGUUAGUACGGAUACGGCUCAACUUACCCUGCUCCUAUGGUCAACUUACCCCAUACACACCACUUUUUUUUUGGCACACUAUAUUAUCAAGACAGUUGUGUUUACACCAUAGACUGUAUAUACUAUGGACAACUUGGUUCCGCUUCCCGCCAGUAUACGGAUUUGAAGCCAAAAAGCUCUCGGUAUUUCCAUUUCUUUUUUCAUUUCCUGAAACCAGCGUUGCGCAGUAGCAUUGUACGCAGGGAGAGCCGCCGAGAGUCGCUGUGAUGACGCUCGGCUCAAACAGUGUAACCACCGAGUGAGCUACGCAAUCCCUGAACGCCAAUAGGCCGAAUCAGGUGUCAAUCAUAAAAAACAUGAACCCUCUAAUAACUUUUAAAAACGGAGCCGUACAGAAAAAAAGAGGACUUGAGUACAAACCAGUCUUACAGUAACUACAUGGAGAUAAAAUUAUAUUCUGUGUAAUAAAUCUAUAAAGUUUGUUCACAGCCCAUUAGCUUUGCUGGCAGAGGCGGGAUUUAUGACCUAUACUGCGCCCGUCAAAAGAGGGUGCUGUUCUCGGAGUGGCGUCACCCAGCGAGGAGGCAGACGCUGUCCAUUCUAAAUACAGUCUAUGGUUUACACUCAUUCUGUUGAUACACUAGUUGAAGACAAAACUAUGACUGCCUUGAUGUUGUGAUCCGAAAUAUCUUCAUCUUAAUCAUCUUGCCCCACUCUCCCCUGAACUAUUGAUCUUCUGAGGGACAUUAUUUGAGUCGACAGCAGGAUUUGCACGCUAGAGCUGAAGUUUGGUCUCAUUUACUCUCAUCUGUGUCAAUUUCAGCCGACAUAAUCUCGACAGUUGAGUUCAACUAUUCUGGUGAAUUGCUUGCAACUGGAGAUAAAGGAGGCAGAGUAGUGAUUUUUCAGCAUGAACAGGAGGUAAGAAACGGAGAGGAAAAACUGAACAGUAUCUUCAUGAUGUGAGAAGUUACCUGCUCAUCUCUGAUGUGCACAUAAAAGCCUGGGAGUAACUUGUACCACUUUCUGCUUUCAGUCUAAGAAUCGUCCACACCUGCGCGGGGAGUACAACGUCUAUAGCACUUUUCAGAGUCACGAGCCAGAAUUUGACUAUUUGAAAAGUUUAGAAAUUGAGGAAAAAAUUAAUAAAAUAAGAUGGCUACCCCAACAAAAUGCUGCUCACUUUCUACUUUCAACAAAUGGUAAGACUUCAUCAUUUUGAACGCUUUGAUUGUUUGUUGAUUGUUCGGAUAUGAAGCUGACUACAGCCGUUCAACACGUCUCAUUCUUACAAAUGAACCCUUUGCCUUCAUUUAGAUAAAACUAUCAAAUUGUGGAAAAUAAGUGAAAGAGAUAAACGGGCAGAAGGUUACAACCUGAAAGAUGAAGAUGGAAGACUCAGAGACCCCUUUAGAAUCACCUCUUUACGGGUAUGUUAAAGUGAAAGACAAUGAUGGUUGUUGUUUUGGGGGCUUGUUUUGACUGUUCUUGUUAUUUCAUAGUGAAUGUGCAUCUGUAUGUUUCAGGUACCAGUACUGAUGCCAAUGGAUCUCAUGGUAGAAGCAAGCCCAAGGAGGAUCUUUGCAAAUGCGCACACCUAUCACAUUAAUUCCAUUUCUGUAAAUAGUGAUCAUGAAACGUACCUCUCUGCAGAUGACCUAAGAAUAAAUCUAUGGCACUUGGAAAUCACAGACAGAAGUUUUAGUAUCCUUUUGCUCCAUUACAGAACAUAUUGGACAUGUGGGGUAUGGUAUCUGUAUUGUUUAGCUUUAAAACUUAAGACUGUUAGUUCCUUAACACUGUGUUCCCAGAUAUUGUAGACAUCAAGCCCGCCAACAUGGAGGAACUGACAGAAGUAAUCACAGCUGCUGAGUGCCAUCCACACCAAUGCAAUGUAUUUGUGUACAGCAGUAGCAAAGGCACUAUCCGCCUGUGUGAUAUGCGAGCAGCAGCACUCUGCGAUCGGCACUCAAAAUGUAAGUACAUCUGCUAAGGUGCUGCGAGGUUAAGGAGGUGAAAACACUGAAUGUUAUUUUUUGACUAAUUUUGACAGAACUAUAAAACAAAAUAUGAGUGUGUUAGUCGCAUCGAUCCUCUUUUGUUUAUAACCGCAACGCAAUAUUUCUUACUUCUUUUAGUCUCGUGCUGAAUGUACACAAAGACUUCUGGAUAUCAGCAUGUUAUUUUUUUCUAAAUUGUAAAUAUCUUUAAUAUUACAAGUAGAUAUUUAUGUUGCUCUACCUGUAAAAAGAUAUGUUUAGUUUAACUAGAGUUCUUGAAUCCUAACCCGGUCUAUAGUGGGAUUGAUUUUUUCGUAAAUAAGAAUCUAAAGGAUAUUUCUCUUUGCAUUUCAGUCUUUGAGGAGCCCGAGGACCCUAGCAGCCGAUCCUUUUUCUCUGAGAUAAUCUCCUCCAUCUCAGACGUGAAGUUCAGUCACAGCGGACGCUAUAUGAUGACACGUGACUACCUCUCCGUCAAAGUUUGGGACCUCAACAUGGAGAACAGGCCAGUGGAGACGUAUCAGGUGCAUAGACACUUAGCUUAUGAUAAUUAUCCCUUAUGAACUCAUAGGGUAUAGAUAUCCAUAUAGACUGAAAACAUAAAAUUGUGUUUUCUGGAUCAAAUUUUCCAUCUUUGUGGUUUUUGUUACAGUAGACUUUGGCCUUGUGCUGAUAUGUAGCUCCUAUCAACAGCUGUACGUUUUAUUCCUAGUUUUCAAUUUGGUGUGAAUUUGUUAACAUCAUUUUGGCUAAAUAUGAAAACUAGUUAUGGAAUGGUUGUUCAAUUAAUGUCAUGCAAGGCCCCCACAGCUCACAAAAGUAGUAGCCUCAGAUGUUUCUCUAGACUAGAGACACGCAAGGCUGAGGUCGGUUCUGAACCACACAGACAUUGUGAAAGAGAACUUACGGAAGGCAGUGUUUGAGAAAUGUUCAUGUAAGGCGUGGAACUAUAGAUAUUUGGUUGAAGUGAACUUGUAGGCUAAGUUACAUAUGCUCUUGUUUCAGGUCCAUGAGUACCUUCGCAGUAAGCUCUGCUCCUUGUAUGAAAACGACUGCAUCUUUGACAAGUUUGAGUGCUGCUGGAAUGGCAGUGACAGGUAAAUGUUUUCUAGCAUGCAUUAUUUAAAGUUGUAUAUGUGAUAGUUUUGUGAGUUAGAGUUAAAGAUUACGUUAAGGUGGCAUUGUCUUGUAAAUUUGGGGAAUUCACUUUUCCUUUUCCCUCUCCUCUACUAGUGCCAUCAUGACCGGCUCCUACAACAACUUCUUCCGAAUGUUCGACCGCAACACCAGGCGGGACAUCACACUGGAGGCAUCCCGGGAGAGCAGCAAACCACGGGCCACGCUGAAACCGCGCAAAGUGUCCACUGGAGGGAAGAGGAAGAAGGAUGAGAUCAGCGUGGACAGCCUGGACUUCAACAAGAAGAUCCUCCACACUGCCUGGCACCCCAAAGAUAACGUGAUAGCUGUGGCAGCCACCAACAACUUGUACAUUUUCCAGGACAAAAUCAACUAGAAGAUUUGGGGCUCCAGAGGAUAGGGCUUUUACCGUACCCGUGUAGUUAAGCCUACUACUUGUCUAUCUGUAUAAGAAGAAACAGCCUCGUUGUCCUCCUGGUGAAGAAUUUGAAAGCACGUGUCUACUUUUUUUGCCACAGGAGGUUGAUCCAUAGGCCUGUUUUAUUUUGAGUCUGAGCUUAGGUUGUUUUUGCCUUUGGCACCAGGGCAAUCAACAUGCCCCCCUGACCCAGAAAGCCCAAUUCGGGUCUAAUUGAUGGAAUGGCACUCCCUAGAGGUCAAACUCUCGAACGUUGGUGUUUGUGUUGACAUUUUAAGCCUUCAUUUCAUGAUUUAACGACAGAACUCUUGGAAGCCCUCAAAAUGAUGUCUUGUCAAAGUUGUAACAUCAUCUUAAAGAUUUUGGGCCCUCUGAAGCACGGAUUAAUGGCCAAUAAGCCUAACUGUAACAUUCCCCCAUUGGCCAUGUAUUCAGGCCAAACUACUGGUGGAAGAGGCCAUGAAUUUGGAAAGUGGACCUGUUUUCUUUAUCCCCUUCCCUCCUUUUGCUUUACCCCAGACAAUACGGUGACAUAAUUUCACUGACUGUAUCUACUCAAGUACACCUUGUCAUCCACAUAAUAAAAGAAACUAAAACUACAGAUGUGUUUUUAAAUUUAGAAGUAUGUAUUAAAACAUGUUUAUUGCUUUGCAUGUUUUUAUGUUGUAGAGAGGUGGAAAAAUGUCCAGUCACACCACUGUCUUUGAGCAGAUCUCAAGCUAACUUGUUAUGGAAAUACUAUUUGGGGCUACCAGUGUCAGAAUCACUGUUAGAGACAACCGACAAUGUGUUUGUGUCAAGAGAUUAAUUUUAAAAGUUUUUGACCAUGUUUUAGGGUGCAGGCUGGAAACUACAUGGCACAAGAUGGGGCCCAGGACAAAGGGAAUCUGCAGCCUUAAUACCUACUUCUAUCAGUGACAGCUACGAGUUAUGUCCCCAAACGUUUUACAAACCUCAUGUGCAUUAUUUGUAAAUCCUAUUUUAUAGAGUUAUGUCCUCAUAUACUGCUGCUACAUGUGGCUGUCUAUGAAAAUCACUAAGGAGGAAAAUUGCACACCAUACAGUUUAUGUGAUAGAGUGCCUCCGAGUAAUGUAAUAAGUAGGAAAUUCAGACAGGCCUCAUACAUGUGCCCUUAUUCAUUUGUUAGGGAUCUCACCCAAAUUUGAACCACGUACUGCAAAUGUGGAUCUUCUCUCCGUAGUUGUGAAUGCAGAAAUGAAGGUUGACUACACAAAACAUAUACUGAUAACAUUAAAACACAUAAUAAUGCAUUGUCUUUGUCCAUUGAAUCCUAACAUGGUGGCAAUGUAUUCACUUGUUUAUUAUUUUGACCAAAGUUCAAUAAAAUUUUAAUUGUGUUCAUCUG